ACAUGUAAAUUUUAUCGUAUGAAAAUCUACAAUUGUCCACUAUCUCUUGCACUAUGUAUUUUGUUGAGCAUCACUCAGAAACGCCAUAUGACUAACCCGCUCCCAUCUGCCCUAUGCGUUUCAAGAGCUAGAAAUUCCUAACGAACAACUAGUAACGAUAAGCAUUAUAAAAGCUACUUUCGAGGGGUUCAGUUGCCACUCAACCCAGCAAAAUGGUAUCGUUCAAACUGCUUAUCGUAAUUGCCAUCGGUGCUACCUCUUUAACUAAAUCAGUAGAGAAUAAUCGAAUUGUGGGUGGAACUGAAGCCGAGGCGCACGAGUUUCCCUACCAGGUGUCACUGCAGUGGAAUUACACCAACGGAAAACCUCCGAAGCACUUCUGUGGUGGAUCACUGAUUGCGGAAAGCUACGUCAUCACGGCUGCACACUGUACCGUAUCCAGUGCGGACAACGAUUGGUUAGAAGUGGUGGCCGGGGAACAUGAUUUGUUGCUCAGCGAUGAAAAUGUCCAGAGGCGUCGAGUGAUUAAAAUGUUUGUGCAUGAAAAGUUUAACGUAGAACAGGUUGGACCAUGGGACAUUGCAGUGCUGAAGCUGGAUGAACCAUUUCAGCUGACGAGCUCCGUACGGUUGAUUGAGCUGCCAGCGAAGGGAGUGCUGCACCAUGGGAAAGGAGUUGUUAGUGGAUGGGGUGGAAUAUCGACGGACUUUUUCCCUGAUAUGCCGAACGUGUUGAUGAAAGCCGAGCUUCCGAUUUUGCAGUGGAAGGAGUGCCGAGAUAUAUGGCAAGAUGAACGCAUCCACGAGAGCAAUGUUUGUGCCGGGACAAGAGAUGGGUUGAGCAACACCUGUUCGGGAGAUUCUGGUGGACCACUGGUUCAAAUCAAGUCCGGUCUUUUCGAGCUGGUAGGAAUCGUCUCUUGGGGUCGCAUGCCGUGUGGUUCACCGUAUGCUCCCGGAGUGUUCACCCGUGUUUCCUACUAUACCGAUUGGAUUAAGGAACAAAUGACCCAUGACGGAUGGAAAAGUGCAUGAUUGAUGGAUAGAAUAAAUACAAUAUGUUGUCCAAUUGAAAGAUAAUGUAA
Aedes aegypti (yellow fever mosquito) is the source of this 1084-nucleotide messenger RNA. RefSeq names its product trypsin-1. Gene Ontology annotation, molecular function: serine-type endopeptidase activity. NCBI's taxonomy places the organism in Eukaryota, Metazoa, Arthropoda, Insecta, Diptera, Culicidae. The coding region runs from base 213 to 1034 and encodes 273 amino acids. The record is from RefSeq and is a predicted model, not a curated record. The transcript has 2 exons. Gene Ontology annotation, biological process: proteolysis.